AUGACCGGCCAAAAACAAGUCGUGUUCGACGUAGUCGGCACAUGCGUCUCUUUCGACGCCUUCUACAAUGGCAUUGACAAGGUCAUCGGCAACCGCCUCCUAGCCCGAAACAUCACCGCUCGUUCCUUCGGCUUCACCUGGAUGACAGCCGCCGAGCUGGAGUUUACAUUCCUCUCUAUAUCCGAGCGCUACAAACCGUAUAAAGAAGUCAUGUCGGCCCUCUUCUUCCGCACGCUAUAUAUGAUGGGCGUCGAGGACCCUCGUGGCUUCGCUACUGAAGCUGAGCGAGAUCAGUGCGCACAGGGAUACUCGGAGUUGGAGCUACGUCCUGGAACCAAAGACUGCUUUGCUAAGCUGCGCGAUGCUGGCUUCACUGUGUGGUGUCUGACGACCGGUGACACUAAGCGUGUACGAGGAUACUUCGAGCGUGGUGGUGUUGACAUGCCUCUGGAGAACUUUAUUAGCUGUGAUACGGCUGGUGUGGCGAAGCCAGCACUGGCGGCGUAUAGGCCUGCUCUGGCCCAGUUUAAGAAGGAGGACGCAAAGUGGUUUGCGGCGGCACAUAUGUGGGAUGUCACUGCUGCUGUGAAGGUGGGAUUCCGUGGUGCUUAUUGUACUGUUUAUGAGCGCGAAUCUUGUGCCGAGAUCUUCGAUGCCGAGUUGGAGGUGGUUGAGAAUACACUGCCCGCAAUGGCCGAUAAGAUUAUUGCGGCUUCGAUUUGA
This is a messenger RNA of Penicillium daleae, 723 nucleotides long. RefSeq names its product putative 2-haloalkanoic acid dehalogenase. The transcript has a single exon. NCBI's taxonomy places the organism in Eukaryota, Fungi, Ascomycota, Eurotiomycetes, Eurotiales, Aspergillaceae. The record is from RefSeq and is a predicted model, not a curated record. Bases 1 to 723 code for a protein of 240 amino acids.